AUGGCCUCGCUUCCCCAGCAAAGAGCCGCCACUCGCUUGUCCCACGAGUCGUCGCGUUCCAAAAUCCGUGGCCGUACCAUUGUCAAGCCCAUCCUUAAAAAGCUCAACUCCCACUCCACAUCCGACAGAGGCUCCUUCGAUCUCGAUCCCGGCUGGGACGACCUACCUUCUCCCUCUGCUGACCACGACUUCCUCUACUCUGAUGCCACGCCUGCACCCCAUGGAGACCUGUUUCGACCCCGCGACGUGAGCUUCUCGACUGCUGCAUCCCUCGAGUAUUCUACCAGUACUUGGCGAUCCAAAAACAAGUACUCCCACAUGCGUUCAACUAGUGGUACCUCGCACACCUCGUCCAUUGCCACAAACGUCAGUGCCCGCAACGGAACAUUUGUUCACCCUUGCCAGCAGACUCCCAUGACCGCCACGCCUUCUCUGUCCUAUGCCAAUUCCAUUGCUUCCCUCGACCUCUCCGCACCUGGCCCCCGCGAGUAUGCCUCCACCAUCACCGAGGACGACGACCUCAUCUCCCCAACCACCACAACCGUCCCACGCGCCGCCACUCCCACCGCUCCCACAAUUACCAUCCAUGCCCUCAACUCGCGCCUCCGGGGACCUUCGCUCGACGAAUCUCAACACACCCUCGCCCUUACCGACCGCUACCUGUCGAGGCCAGCCCUUACCUCGCGCUCCAACUCGGCCACCACGGCCAUGUACGUCCCCGCUCCAUCCUCCUCCGAGUUUGCCAUGUCCUCGACACCUCCUCUCCUCAUGGCCCCCAUCUCCACCUCCAUGUCGUCCUCGGGAACCCCUACCUCGUCCUCUCCCCUGUCCCCUCUGCGCAACUCUCUUGACCUCAGCGGCUUCCGUCUGCGCUCUCGCAGCGAGGUCGACACCCGAACCCACCAAGAGCAAGUCCGUGCCGCCCGUCGCCAGUUCCAGGAGAAGGAAAAGGCCAAGGAUGAAAAGUAUGCCCGCAAGCAGCUGCGCCGCCGCGAGCGUACCGACAACAGCCGUGAACGCGCCAAGAUCCGCAAGGGCACCAACUCUACCUCGACUGCCAAGUCCUCCGCCACUAGUAUUCGUUGUUCUGCCAGCUACGUCAACGACGACUGCUGUCAAGAUCACGAGCCCGACUUUGCAAACACCGGUGCCUAUGACCAUGCUGCUGCCGGUCAGGCCCCCGCCAGGGCCGAUGAAGUCCAGUUCCAACGACCCCCACGUCGCAAGUCGGCCAAGCAUAAGACCAAUGGCGCCUGGACGACCUUUGUGCUCUGGCUCAGAACCCGUUUACUUAGACUGGGCAAGCACUAG
Messenger RNA from Cordyceps militaris CM01, 1311 nucleotides. RefSeq lists its product as uncharacterized. Lineage: Eukaryota; Fungi; Ascomycota; Sordariomycetes; Hypocreales; Cordycipitaceae. The transcript has a single exon. The coding region runs from base 1 to 1311 and encodes 436 amino acids. The record is from RefSeq and is a predicted model, not a curated record.